UGAAGAUGAACACCGCUUGAAUAGAGUGGAGACCUUCGGACCGCGUGGUAGUUAAGUCAUUUGACAGAUCAGUACCAGUGAAAAGCUUUUAUUUAUGAUAGGGACAAAGCGUGACAUUGGACAUUGACCAUAAUUGGUUUAAAGGACUGUAAAGUGAAAGUGGAAAAACAAAGGAAUUUUACUGUACAAUUGUGAGUACUUGUUGUACAGUGUGAGAAAAUGUUGCUCAAGGCACUAUUUCUCGCAUAUCUAUCGAUACUGGGUCCGCCACUAGUGAAAGCUGUCAAGGAUGCACUGUAUGCAUACGCACCGGAAUACGCACAUCCAUCGUACUCGUUUAGUUACGGUGUGAAGGAUCUGCACAGCGGUGACGUGAAAUCCCAAUGGGAAACUCGCGAUGAUGGAAUCGUCAAAGGGCACUACAGCGUAGUAGAACCGGAUGGAUCAAUUCGUGAGGUGGACUACACGGCAGAUUCCAAAACAGGAUUUAAUGCGGUGGUGAAAACUCAUGGACCCAACGCACAUCCUGUUGUCGACGAACACGAGCACUAUCGAUACGAUGAACAUCACUCGCAGUCCAAAAUAAAUCACUACAGCAAAAAUCAGGAUCACAUUAUUCUAAGCUCAGAUGUGCCCCAACAUGAGCAAGACAUUGCAGAGAUCAGCGAAAAGAAGCGACCAACUCCGGCUCUUCUCGAACUGAAACCGCACGUUAACUUCGCUCAUGAACACAAAGGAUAUCGACCUUCUUUCACCGGGGACAACGGAGAGUUCUUUUCGAAAGAGUUCGAUUUUAGCAAAGACAGCUUCAAACCAACAAUUCGGAUCGAAGAAGUCAAAGCUCCUGAUCUAUCAAAACUAAAACCCAUUUCUCCCUCGGUUGAUUUUUCCAACCUUGGAGAGAAGGAACUGGGUCCGUACUACAAAAAGGACGUAGUCUAUCAACCAUUCGCUCAAUACAAUAAUCAAGUGUCACAUCCUGUCACACUUCAGAAAGCCAAACUUGGUGGCAUCCGCCAAUCGAAUGGUCCCAAGAAAAAUCUUCUAAAGCCAUACACCACACCGGGUCUCAAACAUUUCACAACCCCAAAGGUGUAUCAGUUCAAGGCACGUGGAGGGCCUCCGCGGCCAGACUACUCCAGCUAUUUCCAGCCGCCGACUCCUGUGAGACAGGCACGAAGUGGUCCAAUGCUGUUUCCCACUUCUCCGGAAGCUCAGAUGGUUGCGUCCCAGCGGAUGGUUCAGUCAAUGAUGAGCCUACAACAACAACGGAGGAUUCCUAUGUAUGCCAGAGAAUACUCAUAAGAGCAUUCCCAAUGGUGUCCUAUGCUGUUUUUCAUUUCCUAGUGCAAUACGGAAUGAGCUGGCGAUAAUCGCCAACAGCUCUUCCAAAUCCGGUGCUCCAUUACCUGUGCGAAGGAGUUGCUAAUAUUGUUGGCAACCAAUCUAUUUAUGAAAUUUUUAAUAUAAUUUUAAUGUGAUAAAAUAAGAAUAGAUGUAUUCGCUGUAUAUUUUGAGUAAGUGAAAUCGCAUUUGAAUAAUAAACUUAUUACUAACGGUUAA
Molecule: messenger RNA, 1563 nt
Organism: Armigeres subalbatus
Lineage: Eukaryota; Metazoa; Arthropoda; Insecta; Diptera; Culicidae
Gene: Cpr76Bc
Exons: 4
Coding region: 220-1305 (361 amino acids)
Cellular component (GO): extracellular matrix
Source: RefSeq, a predicted model, not a curated record